AGAAAAACAAAAAACAACUCAGAAAGUUUCUAGCUUUUGUCUUGGAUGCAGCAGGUUGCAAGCUGUAAAUUCAUUGCCAACUUCAGACCAAUUAAACGAUUAAUGAAACUCCCUCUCUUUGGUCAAAAUCUUCCACACGAAUGUCCCACAUUGUUAGAAGCUACUCAUACUUCUUUUGUGUCAGUAACAAGGAUCUUUGUCCCUUAUAUAUUAAAAAAAAUUAAUAAAUAAAAUUGUAAAACCACUUAGGCUCUGAAAACCACAUCUAUACAUUGACUUCAUGCGUUACUCUAUUGACACAAGUAGACCAUUCACAGGCUUAAACAUUUUUUCAUUACUUCUCUUUAAAGAGUCACAUUACUUUCCGUCUUAGUUUUCGCUAUGUUAUUUACUCUCACUUGUGUUUGUCAACCCCUUUCGUCACUUUGUUCUUAUUUUCCAUAUAACUCCUCUUCAAUUAAGUCAGUCGGUUCUAAAGUUCCCUCCUUUACGCCGGAAGCCCGCGAGAGCGGUUAUCACAUCGAAAGGGGUUUGGAGUUUAGCACCGGAGACGCGUUUUUCCGGCAAGAGAGCGCCACCGGCCGAGACCUCGGCGUUCUGGCGGCGUCGCUGCACAAGAGGGACACCGGAAGGUUGCGAAUUUUGGAUGCGUUGUGUGGGUGCGGAAUUCGGUCGCUCCGGUACCUGGCGGAGGCGGGGGCGGAUUUUGUGGCGGCGAAUGAUGGGAACGAGGAGUAUGGAAGCACCAUUGUGGAGAAUUUGUCGAGGGUUUCGGGGGUGGAGGAUGGGAGGUGGGUGGUUACUCAUUUGGAGGCUAAUAGGGUUAUGAUGGAUUAUUAUUUGCAGAAAAGUUUCUUUGAUUUUAUUGAUGUGGAUUCUUUUGGGAGUGACUCUUCUUUUUUGAGGUCUGCCAUUUGUACUCUGAAAUUGGGUGGCUUGCUCUAUGUUACUUCCACUGAUGGCUUCUCAUCUGGUGGACACCGUCCUCACCAUUCUUUAGCUGCAUAUGGAGCUUAUGUGCGCCCUAUGCCGUAUUCGAAUGAGGUUGGUUUGAGAAUGCUUAUAGGUGGGGUUGCCAGGGAGGCUGCAUUGUUGGGGUAUCAUAUCACUCCCUUGUUCUCCUACUAUGCUUUUCAUGGACCUGUUUUUCGAGUCUUGCUCAGAUUGAACCGUGGGAAGAUUCAUGACAGUAGGCAUUAUGGUUAUAUUGGCUAUUGCCACCAGUGUGGAAAUUCCCAUGAAUUUUCUUGGGACCAACUUGGUCAGAUCAGUUGCUCCUGCAGUACGCCAAAGGUUUCAAACUCCCUGGUGGUGUCAGGACCUCUUUGGACAGGACCUCUUCAUGAUGGUGCCUAUCUUAUGGACAUGUUAAAUCUGGCCAAGCAGUGGGGAUGGAUAGGCUGUGAUGGUAAAGACAGCCUUGAAAAGCUUAUAAAAGUGAUGGUGGAUGAAAGUGAUCCCAAGUUGCCAUUUGGGUAUAUCAAGUUGGAUGAGAUGGCAAGCCGUGCAAAAAUCAAUUCUCCACCUCUGAAGACCUUGAUGAGCGCCAUGCACCAGAAGGGUUAUGCCGCCAGCAGGUCUCACAUAGAAACAAAUGCAAUUAAGACAAAUUGCCCCAUGACAGAAUGCAUUAAGAUUGCCAAAGAAUUAUUGAAGGUUUCUGUCGCUUAAUGAUUCUCUUGCUGUAAAACAGUACCAUCCGUCACAGCAAACUGUGAUUGGUUAAUGCUUAGAAGUUAGAAUAGAAGGUCAUGUCUAUUUUCAUUGCAAUUUUUGCAUCUGCAACCUAAUAUGUAAAUAUGGACAUGCCCUCAUAAUUAUUUGAUUAUUCAAUUGAUAAUGAAAUGAAUAUGCAUUAUGUAUGA
Molecule: messenger RNA, 1865 nt
Organism: Cajanus cajan (pigeon pea)
Lineage: Eukaryota; Viridiplantae; Streptophyta; Magnoliopsida; Fabales; Fabaceae
Product: N2,N2-dimethylguanosine tRNA methyltransferase
Biological process (GO): tRNA N2-guanine methylation
Cellular component (GO): nucleus
Molecular function (GO): tRNA (guanine) methyltransferase activity; RNA binding
Source: RefSeq, a predicted model, not a curated record